Molecule: messenger RNA, 610 nt
Organism: Jaculus jaculus (lesser Egyptian jerboa)
Lineage: Eukaryota; Metazoa; Chordata; Mammalia; Rodentia; Dipodidae
Gene: Cklf
Product: chemokine like factor
Exons: 4
Coding region: 112-561 (149 amino acids)
Cellular component (GO): membrane
Source: RefSeq, a predicted model, not a curated record
GCUGCCCGGAGGGUGGCCGGCUGCCCUAACGACUGUUGUGGGCUGUCCCGUGAGUGCUGGCGGGCAGCUAGCUGAGAAGGACCAGGUGGGACUGUAGCGUCUGCAGGCGCGAUGGAGAGCUCAGAGUCGGAGAGCCCCUUCUGCUUCAGCUUGAACUGUCUCCUGAAGACGCUGCGGCUGGUAGUAACGGUGUUAUCUAUGAUCUUUUUUAUCAUGGCACAAGCUCCUGAGCCAUUCAUUGUUGUCACUGGAUUUGAAGCCACAGUUGUUUUAUUUUUCAUAAUUUUGUAUACGUUCAAACUUGACCAAAUGAUGAAGUGGUUAUUCUGGCCUUUGUUUGAUGUUAUCAAUUCAAUGGUCGCAACACUGUUCAUGAUCAUUGUAUCUAUAUUGGCAAUGAUAACGGACACCAAAACAUACAUACUCCUUGGAGGGGUGUGCGGUCUGCUGGCAGUAGUGUGCACGAUUGCUGACGGCGCCCUCAUAUACCGGAAGCUUCGGCGUCGUCCAAGUGAACCUUAUGAGAAAGACACUAGUCGUGAUGAAAGUGAAGAGUCCUAAUUUUGUAAUCAUUUUUACUAAGUGUUAAAUAUAUUUUCUUAUUCUUUCA